GGUAGCAGCCCAAGGAGAGGGCAUUAUAAAAUGUAUCACUUAUUAUGAAACUUAAUAGGAAAAUGAACUGGACUUAAAUAAAAACAGAUCAAACAUGAACAAAUUUCAGAGUCACAGCCAUGGAAACAUAUAUGGCAGCUUUAGGUUUGCAAAGCUGCACCUGAUCAGAUGCAGACGGUCUCAACCAGCAGAUGGCUUUGUUACACAAUCGCAGCAUUACGUUUCCUACAUGUGACCGGUUCUGCUUUCAUAAGCAACCUUGUGUUUUUCUGCAGAAACAUUAACGGUUAAAGAUGACAACUUCGUGGAGUGACCGUCUGCAGAACUGUGCAGACCUACCAGCCAACAUGGACGGUCAGGCCAUGAAGAAGUAUCGGCGUGAAGCUCACCACAGCUUUCCAAAGGAUUUGGCCCAACACCAUCCUGCAAUGAGAGUGUUUGUCAAUCGAAGCCUGGCAAUGGAGAAAAUUAAGUGCUUUGGAUUUGAUAUGGAUUAUACUCUUGCUGUGUAUAAAUCUCCUGAAUACGAGUCGUUGGGGUUUGACCUGACAGUGGAGCGUCUGGUGUCCAUUGGAUAUCCACAGGAGCUGCUGAACUUUGUCUAUGAUCCCUCCUUCCCCACCAGAGGUCUGGUGUUUGACACAAUGUUCGGGAACCUGCUCAAAGUUGAUACUUAUGGCAACAUCCUUGUGUGUGUCCAUGGCUUCAACUUCUUGAGGGGACCUGAGAUCAGAGAGAUGUACCCAAACAAAUUCAUUCAGCGUGGAGACACAGAACGGUUUUACAUCCUAAACACACUCUUCAACUUACCUGAAACCUAUCUUUUUGCUUGCCUGGUGGAUUUCUUCAGUAAUUGCUCCAGAUACUCGAGGUUUCAACCAUUUAAACUCUGCAGCCGUGAAACUGGCUUCAAAGAUGGAGACCUGUUCAUGUCAUACAAGAGCAUGUUCCAGGAUGUGCGAGAUGCGGUGGACUGGGUUCACUUCAAGGGUUCCUUAAAAGAAAAGACUGUGGAAAACCUGGAGAAGUAUGUGGUAAAAGAUGCAAAGCUUCCUCUUCUCCUCAGUCGUAUGAAUGAAGUUGCCAAAGUUUUUCUGGCCACAAACAGUGAUUAUAAAUAUACUGAGAAAAUCAUGACCUACCUGUUUGACUUUCCUCAUGGUCCAAAGCCGGGCACACCCCACCGACCCUGGAAGUCUUACUUUGACCUGAUUCUGGUGGACGCUCGCAAGCCUGUGUUUUUUGGAGAGGGAACGGUUCUGCGACAGGUUGACACUACAACUGGUCGGCUGAAGAUCGGCACAUACACUGGACCUCUCCAGCAUGGUAUUGUUUAUUCUGGAGGUUCCUCAGACAUCGUCUGCGACUUGCUGGGUGCUAAAGGAAAGGACAUCAUCUACAUCGGAGACCACAUUUUUGGUGACAUCCUCAAAUCCAAGAAGCGUCAGGGCUGGAGGACUUUCCUGGUCAUACCUGAACUGGCCCAGGAGCUGCAUGUCUGGACCGACAAGAGCUCCAUUUUUGAGGAACUUCAGUCACUGGAAUGCUUUCUGGCAGAGUUGUACAAGCAUCUGGACAGCAGCAGCAAUGAGAGGCCUGACAUCAGCUCUCUGCAGAGACGUAUCAAGAAAGUGACUCAUGACAUGGACAUGUGUUACGGCAUGAUGGGAAGUCUGUUUCGCAGUGGAUCUCGACAGACUCUGUUUGCUUCCCAGGCCAUGCGCUACGCUGACCUGUAUGCAGCUUCUUUCAUCAACCUGCUCUACUACCCCUUUAGCUACCUGUUCAGGGCUGCACAUGUGCUGAUGCCUCAUGAGUCGACAGUGGAGCACUCUCACGUCAACGUCAUCGACAUCGAGUCGCCGCUCGCCACGCGGAACCGGCGUGACGAGAACUUUAGGGAGAUGGAGAGUAAACGGCACCUGCUGACCCGAUCCGUCAGCGAGAUCCAACCCCCUCAUCUAUUCCCUCAGCCUCCGCAGGAGAUCACCCACUGCCACGACGAGGAUGACGACGAGGAAGAGGAGGAGUAAUUGAGUGUUUUUCUCACAUCCAGCAGAUUCUGUUUGCACGUUUGAAACGUAUCAGAAGUGGUUCGAUAGAAGACAGCUGGACUAAGACAAGUCGUCCAGUCUCAUCCUGUUGAACCACUUCAGAUCGUUGUGCUGGAUGUGUCCAAUCCUGGUUCUGUAGGGCCUCGAUCCUGCACGUUUUAGAUUUUCCUCUGCUUUGACACACCUGCUUUGAACAAACGAAUGAUUCAGCAGAAAGUGAAGUCCUGCUGAAGAGCAGGGAAACACCUCAUUUUCUAAACACCAAUGUUUAAAGCCUAUUAAACAGAUACUGUUCUUGAUUAGUGGAAUCUGCUACUGAAGCUGGCCUGCUGUAUAUCACCUGGUAAAGAUUAUAAAAUUAGUUGUAAAAAAAAUCAAUACGGUACAAUAAAUCAGCAGAGAAAAUGGAAGGGAGAAACAUGUUCAAAUGAAAUUGGUAGUUUUUUUAAUAGUUCAGUCAUCAGUCAGAGCUUUAUGUGUUUUGUCUUAUUUCUCUACUAAAGCCACGAUCUCACCGGGCUGCGACUGUUGGUAAAGGAUAUUUGUGAAGGAGUCUAAAAACGUUUCUGUUCUUCCCAAAUUGAUCACACAGGUCACCGAGGCUCAUAGUUUUAUUGAUUGUUUUUAAAAGUUGGUGACAAAUUUUCUCUCAAAGUAGACUCGGAAUUGCUGCGGGUGUCUCAAACUCAUUUUGAACACUUCUGAACUCCGUUUUUAUAAUUCUAGCGCACUGCAGGUGUGAUUUUAACCUGCAGAGACAGCCCUAAAAAAAUCAUGAUGAUAAAAAAAAAUGUUUUGUCAAACACUGUACAGUGUGGUCAGAGAAAUAUGUUGUGCAGGAAUGCAGUUCUGUAAGCCUGGAAAUAGACAAUAUCCAAAAAUUUGGUCUGUAAAACGUGGCUGCUGGGCUCAGUGGUUAAAACUGCAACACAAUGGGCCUCAUACAAGAACAUGUUCAUA
This is a messenger RNA of Austrofundulus limnaeus, 3014 nucleotides long. It is a transcript of the gene nt5c2a, whose product is annotated as 5'-nucleotidase, cytosolic IIa. Bases 294 to 2033 code for a protein of 579 amino acids. The transcript is spliced from 18 exons. Gene Ontology annotation, molecular function: 5'-nucleotidase activity. The record is from RefSeq and is a predicted model, not a curated record. NCBI's taxonomy places the organism in Eukaryota, Metazoa, Chordata, Actinopteri, Cyprinodontiformes, Rivulidae.